GACUUUUCCCGCCAGAGGUUUCCUGGGUGAUUCGACACGCUACGCAUACGCAGAACGACAACAAUAACCAAUAUGGCGGACACCUGUCAAAAAUUAAUCGGAUAAUUGGUUAACAAUUGGAGCUUACAGAUUAGAAAAAUAGAAGGAGCGCUGAUUUGAUUUUCCCGUUCUUACACCAGCUUUGACAGUUGGUAAAAAAAUACACAAGAAAAAUGACAUCCACGGCUAUGGCUCAGCUAGACGCUAACAUGAAGACUAGGCUCCGUCACACACAACACUCAAAGCUGGCAAUCACGCUUAAUGACAGUAAGGUGCUUGGAAGAAUUACAGAGAUGAGAACAGAGAAGGUGCGCGAAUCUGGGAAGUUUUCCACCAAUAAAAUGAAGACGCAUAACAGCGCAUGGACCCCUGUGAUUAACAAGGCCUCUAAUGAGCAGAUAUUUCUGGAAAGGAGAGACCUUGUGUCCCAUUGGUUUGACCUGUGGACAGACUCUCAGCGGAAAAGAUUCUUUGAUCUUAUCUUCCGACAGUGCAGCCGGAAACAGUACAAGUUUGUUCAGGACUGGUUUGAGGAGAUGGUACCACUACAGCACCUGGACUUCACCACAGUUCUACCCAGAUUUCUGGCUCUGUACAUCUUCUCAUUCCUCGAACCCAAAAGCUUGAGUCGCUGUGCUCAAGUCUGUUGGCACUGGAAGUUUCUGUCUGAACAGGAUGUGUUAUGGAUGCCCAAGUGUUUAAAGUAUGGCUGGUUCCUGCCAUAUACUCCAGCCAUGCACGAGUAUGGAAGCUGGAAAAGGCACUACGUUGGCUGUGUAUUAACCCUGGACUAUGUGACCACCAACUCCGCAAAUAACGCCCUGUAUGGUAUGCGAGGUGACGGGGUAGACCUGAUGGCCAAGCAGCCGUCACAGAAGGAUCUCACCCCUGCAGAGAGCUACAUGAUGGUGACAUCACGGCCACCCUGGAUUGCUCCUGCUUCUCACCCCAAGGACCUUCACAGGAACAUGUAUGCCUUCCUGCAUGACUUCAACCCCAAUGACCCCAGCAUGCCCAAGUCAGCGCUGCUGUUCCACAACCGUUGGGGCAUCUUGAAGAAGAAGAGCAAUGUGACGACCAGUCUGAGCACCGAGCUCGGUCUUAAUACGCAGAGAAGACGCGAGAGGCAUAGGGCUCUAACGUCAGGUGAAGAUUAUGACCUUCAAACCGGUCGUUCAAUGACCUUGACCGAGAGCAUGAAGGAUGACCUUGUGAACCCACGUGAACGCAGGGUCAAUGAACUGGUGAACACUCAGUGGUACCCACAGUAUCGUACCGGUCCCCGAAGUUCUGCAGAAGAGAUAGUACUUGAAAGGACUGAUAUGUCUGGAGGCAAGGCGACCUACAGGGAUACGAUGAGAAGCACUAGAAGGUCAUCCCUCGCUGGAACAGAGCGCCCACAGAAUCCACGGGUCAUCUUCAUAUCAUCACGUGUCCCGGCAGCUGAGUUGUUGCUGGAUGCAGUGUUGUUUGGUGUGGUGCCCAUCGUCUAUGAAUACGAGGGAACCACUCCUGAAUCUCUGCUUGUGCGGCUAGAAAAGGCUCUACAGGGGAGAAAUGCUCAGAGCAUCGGCAUCUUCACGCACACAGAAUCCCCUGGUGAGAUCCGAUUGGUCCACAGCUGUAACGUCAGUCUGGCAAACAUGGACUACCCAGAGGCGCGAGAGUUCUUUGAGAUGGCGUCAGGUCACAUUCUACCAUCAGGAAUGGGUGGCCAGUUUGAUAUCUUUGCCCCGCUGGCUGCUUCAGAGCUUGGUAUGGAACUGAUGGUUCAGCUGACUGUGUUGACUGGUGUACAGUUCUCCAGCCCAACUGGAAUCAUUGGCAACUACAACCAUGUGAGUUCAGACUGGUGUAUCCCGUACAAGGAGGGACCCCCACCAGAACAGUACUUCUGCACCAGCAAGCUCAACGUGUGGGCCAACACUGCUGACCAGGCUGUGGAGUCACUUAAGAAGUGCAGACAGAUACUGGCCCCGUAUUUUGAGAACGCACACAGGGACGUAGCUGCACAGCUCACUGGAGAAGUUAUGUUUGGUGUGCUGGGUCAGACAGACAUCCGAGGGGUCAAGAGUAUCACAGAGGCCCUGAAAGAGGCACUGGUUGCACUGGGGGACCAAGAUGGGGAGAAUCCCCUGGAGUUUCUAGGCCAGUACCUACUGCAGAGAGCAGGGGUGUCAGAUCUAGAGUUCACCAGUACUAGACAGAGACUGCCGGCCAUAGAGCUUCCUGAGGAUGAAAUGCAGCCUGAAGUUGACGAGGAGGGAACGGACAAGACACUGAAAGCGGAUGCCAAGAAGCCAGGGGACAGUGUAUGGGACAGUGACAACGAUGACAUUCAAGGGGGCGGGGAUGCACGGGGGGCCAGGAGGGGGGAGGACGGGGUGGAGAAGGGGACCCUCGAGGGGACAGAAGCGUCGGAGAAAUUGACCAGAACACGACAGAGGGGUGAGAGGCAGAAGGUGGUGUUGAAGACACAGGAGCUUAGCAAGAAGUUUGGAACCAUCAGGGCCACAGGGAAGCUGGAGAGAUUGACCUCGCAUCGUUUCCGUGAGUACCCGGAGAAGAGAACACCUAUUGCCAUGGAGAUUGUCUCCAGCGAGGUUGACUACAACAGGGCCCUUACUGCUGUCAAGAAAGUCUACUUUAAGCCUCUAAACGCUGCCUUGAGAUCUAACAGAGGUAUCAUCAGCAAUCAGAAUCUGCAGAUCAUCUUCACAGACAUCCUUGCCAUCCUGGAGAACAGCUGCGAACUAAAGGACAACCUGCAAAGCCGUCUGCUAGACUGGGACCCCCAGCAGUCCUGCCUGGGCGAUAUCUUUGUCAAGUUCAACUCUCAUCUCAAGGUGUACACGAACUUUAUCAACAACAAUGAGAUGAUCCUACGAUGUAUCGAGCGUUCCAAGGAGCAGACGCCUGCUUUCAGAGCCUUCCUCGCGAGACAUGAUCGAAGUCCGGAGACCAAGAUGCUCACGCUACAGGAACUGCUGUUGCUGCCUGGUUGUCGUAUCAACCAGUACGUGACCCUGCUGAGCUGGUUUGAACUGCAUACCCCCAAGUCCCACCAGGACAGGGCUGACCUAGCCAACGCCAUAGAAACGCUCACUGAACUGGACCGCUGUAUUAGAGAGUGCCAAGUUAGGAUGGAGAGAGACCGAGAGUUGAUUGAGCUGCAGAGAAAGAUUCUCAACUGCCCGGCCUUGCUGGAAGCCAACCGCUACCUGGUGAAGCAUCUCGAUGUCAACCAACACAACCCUCCCAAAAAGAACUCGGACAUUCCUGAGCUACAAUUCUUCCAGACAGCUGCUACAUAUGGAUUGUUCCUGUUUAACGAUGCCCUCGUACUUACACGCAGGACCUCCAAACACUUCCCGUUCAGCCGUGCCAUAGAACACAACUACAAGUUUGAGGCCAGUAUCUCACUGGGAAGACUACGUAUACACGACAUGCCCGACUCUAAAGACCUGACCAACUCCUUCAAAAUGGAGAAUCCCAAGCAGCAGUGGUAUUUCUCCACAGAGACGGAUGAGGAAAAACACAACUGGAUCAGCCUGGUUGAGCAGUCUAUCCGGUCACAUCUACAGGGGUAGAACAGCAGUGGUCAUGCGGACCUCACAGCCUGUUGGGGCAGUCCAUCCCAUCCCAUCUUCAAGGGUAGAAAAGCUGUUGCCAUGUUCUUAUGGAUGUCCCACCUUACAGCUGACAUUUUCAAAAAUAUAUUCUUAUUUCUGUAUCAGUGACUGUCUUAUUUAAUGUUAAACUGUUAAUUAAAAAUGUAAGGAACGAUUCAAAUCAAAAACAUUUUUGUUAAAUAGAAUGCUGAUAUUUUACAUGUUCAUAAUUUAACAAAAAAGUUUUUUUUCAGCCACAUGGAUAAUAUUUGUUGUAAAAAAAAGCUCUUAUACACUUUUGUUAAGCUUAAGUCUGUCACAAUGCUGGAUCUAUGUUUGUUUUUAAGUGAAUUAUUAUACACUACAUAACCUAGUAGAUGCAGGUUUACUGGUUUCACCAGAGAACUCUCUUUUGGUCUGUUGGUCCAAAGACAUUAACUUGUCUGAUGAUAUUCUCCUAUUCUUCUACACAUAUUCAACAAUCAAACAAACAUAAAUUGAUCCUGAUAUCAAGUAGAAAAAGGCUUUAGUAAUGAAUCAUCUUAACUUUAAAGUUCUACAAUAUGAUUAUUACUUAUUAUGAAGAGCUGUGUUAUAGAUAUUUCUAACUAAAAUGUGACAAGAUCUGCUUUAUGCUUACUAUGUCUGACAAGCUGUGUAGUGCUAACAACAUCUAAAAGCUCAAGUUUAUGCUUACAGUGCAUUGCAUUCUCUAUUUAAUGGAAACAGCAUUUUACAAGGUCUAGUUUAUGCUGACAGCUCCCCAGUGCGCCUGAGCUGUAUAAAAAUUUGACUGCCCAUCCAAUAUGUAUACUGCCAUUUGGUAAAAUGUAUAUGUUUUUAUAUUUGUUUAAAGAUACUAUGUUUGUUUCUUUUGAAGUUGUUAUUAAUUAAACCUGUGAUAAUUUUUUUCUGUUACUUGGUAAUAUUUACAUGUUUUUGUUAAACAUGAUGUUGAUCUAUCUGUUUUAUGUACAAGUGAUACAAACUUUAAAUCAGCAUUUUUUACUUGAAUUUUGCAAAUGUCAUUGCGUUUUUUUGUGUCAUCUUUAUCUUUGGUUCUGUCUCGGACACAAGCGGCUGACUAGCUUCCUCCAGGUGUCUCUGUUUUUACAGUAUGUUUGUGUGGCUUUUUAGUAGUUUUUGUGUAUUGUGAACAAAUAAUGUCAUAUUUAUUUGUUAUUCAGAUUUUUGUGUUUGCAUAAAACAUGGAUUACUUGUACAUGUUAAUAAAUACCAGUAAUUUUUUGUGUUUAUUGUAUUUAUUAUAAAUAUUUUUUUAUUAUAGUGUUUUACUUCUUUCCUUAAACAAUAUUCUGGAAUAAAGUAUUUAGCCAUCUUAUUUUAUUUAGAAUGAUGUUAAGAUAAGCAACAUAUACUAAAUCAAUUGGUCAGGAUAAAACAGUAGACAACUGUCUUUACAAAUUAUGUAAAACCAAGUUGAUGAACAAACAUAUUUUUUUUUUGUCAUGAGAUAUUAUGUUUUAAUGCAUCAUAAAUGCUGUUAUUAACUUUAACACACUGACCUGAACUUGCGGAUGUCAUUAGGUUGGUUUUAAGUGGAAAUUCUGUCCUAGUGUUAUUCUUUUUUGUUUCUUCAUAUGGUGUUAUAACAGUUAUAGCAUUAAUUGAUUUAAUGGUUACAUACAGCUUUAUCAUAACUAAAUUAAAUUCUUAAAAAAAGGUUCAUAUGUGAUGGCAGUUUAUGCAGUGUUGUGUUUUUCGUAACUCAUUCAGAUAUAUGUCUGUUUGUUUAAUAUAGGGUAGUAAUAGAGAUUUUGGGUAUAAUGUUAUAAUAUAUAAAACAUUUUAUUGAACUCAUGUUAUUUUAGUUCAUGCAUAAUGAUAAUCGCAUAAUAGAGAUAACAUUAAUUAUAUCAUUAGUUAAUUUAAAUGAUUUCUAACUAUUGUCUAUAUUUAUAAUAGAAACACCUUCCAUAUGUGAAGAUAAUACCUAUUGUUGAUACAAAUUUAAUGCUCAAAAGUGAAACAGUAUUUUAUGUAAGUUUUAUGGCUAUAUAAAGCGCUAACAGUAUCAGACGAGGGCUUAUAUCUGUAUGCAGGCCUUUUCCCACGAUUUUAGGGGUAAAGGCAUGCAGUUUGUAAUCCGUUCAUUUUUUUAUGACCCCAGAUUAAAUGAUCGGGUAAAUUUGUUUUGUGCCUGUCUGUCUGUCAUUCUGUCCCAAAACUUUAACCUUGGUCAUAACUUUUGCAAUAUUGAAGCAACUUCAUAUUUGGCAUGCAUGUGUAUCUCAUGGAGCUGCACAUUUUGAGUGGUGAAAGGUCAAGGUCAUCCUAUAUGGCUUCAAAGCAGGGCAGUAGGGGGCAUUGUGAUUCUGACAAACACAUCUCUCGUUUUUACAUGCAAGUGUCCUAAAUUAAGUUCUGCAAUUAUUUAGAGCUUAAACAAGUGCGAAAAUAUAUUUGCUUAUUUGGGCACUGGGGUAACCACAUUAUGGAAGUCAGGAACACCUGGGCACUGCAUGGUUCUGCUCUUAAUGUCCUGGUAUUUUACCCCAUCAUUUUGUGUAUUGUAAUGCAUUUCCUUCCCUUUCACAGACAUCAGCCCUCUUAAAAUUAAAUGGAAAAUUGUAAAAAAAUAUUUCCGCCUAUUGGUAUUUCAAGAACAAACUUAGAUGUGUUUUGGGGGUAAUUUUUUUAAUUGUAACCAAAGUUGUCGUUUUAAUUGAUCACAGCAUCCGUACUUGUAGUAAUUAAUGUUAUAAACAAUUCAAAGUAGAACAAGUUUGUUUGUGAUAUAUUCAUUCAGGGAAACGCCUGUUGUUCUUAUUUCUGUUAAGUUUUAAACACUUGUUUAGUUUUGAAUAGUUUGGUGAAUGUUAUUUGUUAAUAUGAUUCUUACAUUUUGUUCUUGUUGGUUGUUGAGUUUUGUUAUUACUUUGUGUUACAAUAAAAUAAGGUCUCCUGGUUUAAUAAAAUGAAAUACACAAAUGCAGAAGUACGAGAACAUGUGUAUGAAGAUAUAGAAGUAUGCAACCUGUUAAAUUGUCCAACAUAUGUACUGAUGAUUGUACACAGUCUUUUUCAACAAAUUUUAUCAUAUAUGUGUCCUUUUCGUUUCCUGCUUAUAUACUGUAUUAUCAAUAAAUGAAACAAAACACA
Messenger RNA from Dreissena polymorpha, 6773 nucleotides. RefSeq names its product epithelial cell-transforming sequence 2 oncogene-like. Gene Ontology annotation, molecular function: protein binding; guanyl-nucleotide exchange factor activity. Lineage: Eukaryota; Metazoa; Mollusca; Bivalvia; Myida; Dreissenidae. Bases 213 to 3629 code for a protein of 1138 amino acids. The record is from RefSeq and is a predicted model, not a curated record. The transcript is spliced from 27 exons.